AUGAAUUAAAAACUUUGGAUCCAAAUUCCUAAUGAUAUAAAGUGGAAAAAUGAAAAGCCCAUCUUGAAAUCUGAAUUUAUUAAACUCAAAAAGAACAAACCUAGAGUCUUGUAUGGAUACGAUCACUACAUUCUUCUUGCAAAAGUAUUCCAGUUUUAUCCUAUUCUUAAGUCUCAUGAUCAGACACCUUGCAAAUAUCUGAAACUGGAUUUCGAGACAAAAUUUGAAAUCAUAAGAACACAAAUAUAACAAAAAGGAUGA
Molecule: messenger RNA, 261 nt
Organism: Paramecium tetraurelia
Lineage: Eukaryota; Ciliophora; Oligohymenophorea; Peniculida; Parameciidae
Exons: 1
Source: RefSeq, a predicted model, not a curated record